Messenger RNA from Trematosphaeria pertusa, 454 nucleotides. RefSeq lists its product as uncharacterized. The transcript has a single exon. NCBI's taxonomy places the organism in Eukaryota, Fungi, Ascomycota, Dothideomycetes, Pleosporales, Trematosphaeriaceae. The annotation marks the transcript as partial. The record is from RefSeq and is a predicted model, not a curated record.
CUAUGCGUCUGUAAGGCAUUUAAGUAGAGAAUUAAUGUGUGGAAAUAGAGGGUCUUGCUGAGGUCUUUGCGGGCCAUGCGGACGAUCUCGAUCUCCAGGGUUGGCUUCGCAGCGAGUAACUUCGUGAAUGGGUCCCACAUUGCGUCUUGCGUAAUCGUCGUAGUAUUUGUCAUCGUAGGGCCGCUGAUAAUUGGAGUAAUCCGGCAUGACAAGCGCAAGUUUCUGGAACGUCUCGAUACGGCUCAAGCUGUCGAUGAGAUGAAUGAACGAAUCCCCGUACCCAAAGCUCUUGUCGUGCCAUGUUCGGAAGGGAGCUUUCAUGUAGAGGAAUUCAUAUGUGGGCCUCGACCAAGGCUUGUCGUUGUCCUAUCCGCCACCUUUACCCCGACGAUAGAAGGGCAUGGCAAUAGUCAGGGAUGUGAGCCACUGAGAGUGGCGUUUGUAGAUCUUCCGG